Molecule: messenger RNA, 585 nt
Organism: Nasonia vitripennis (jewel wasp)
Lineage: Eukaryota; Metazoa; Arthropoda; Insecta; Hymenoptera; Pteromalidae
Product: protein DPCD
Exons: 4
Coding region: 1-585 (194 amino acids)
Source: RefSeq, a predicted model, not a curated record
AUGGCAACCACCGAGCAGUGGUUGAAGCUCCUCCAAGAUGCGAAGAAAACUGCGAUUAUCCAGGAUGGCAAAAGAAAGGUGCAUUUCCUGAUGACAGAUGGUCGUGAAAUGGUUGAAGAAUACAGUGUAGACACAAACGUUCUAGUAAAAAGGGCUUGGAAAGAAAAAGGUAAGCUAGGACAAGAAAUUGGUUGGGUAGUUGAAGUAGGUGAUCCAGAGCCCAAUCCUGCAGAUAAUCUUGAAUCUCCCAUAAUUUCAAGAAGGACCACCAAGACUGCUUUAGAAUGGAGGAUAAGGAAUUUAUCAUAUCCAAAAGAUGUGUACUCAGUUACUGCAGAAGAUGAUGGAACUAUCACCGUGCGAACUAGUAAUAAGAAGUAUUUUAAGAAAAUAAAUGUACCUGAUUUAGAGCGAGCAGGGUUAAAACCAGAACAAGACAGGAUAUCUUUCACACACCAAUUCAAUACUUUGAUUAUCACGUACAAAAAGCCUCCAAAACUACUUGAUAUGGAGAAGAAAGUAUAUGAAAUGGUUUCGCAAUUAAAAGUAUCAAAAGAUGGAGAUGUUCAAUGUCCAGCAAGCUAA